Molecule: messenger RNA, 2198 nt
Organism: Sebastes umbrosus (honeycomb rockfish)
Lineage: Eukaryota; Metazoa; Chordata; Actinopteri; Perciformes; Sebastidae
Product: potassium voltage-gated channel subfamily G member 4-like
Exons: 3
Coding region: 355-1947 (530 amino acids)
Biological process (GO): potassium ion transmembrane transport; protein homooligomerization
Cellular component (GO): voltage-gated potassium channel complex; membrane
Molecular function (GO): delayed rectifier potassium channel activity
Source: RefSeq, a predicted model, not a curated record
UGUUUUUAUACCAAACUGGACACAAAGUGUCCUGAUUGUUUUCAGAAUGACCAGGGUCGUCCAUUAGUCACCCAAACUCUGGAGUUAGGAGAGGAAGGGAGGAAAGGAUUGAUGGACAGAUGGGAGAGUUCCAUUCACUUUUUCACUUCAACUUCAGAACUCUGCAAGUAUGACGACACAUUUGGUUGCUAUUACUACACAUCAUACUUUCCUUAAAUAUCUUUUGUAAAUGAAUCAGAGACAACAGGAGGAUUUGGAUUCUUCUGAACGUCAUUUGUAUACCCUAACACCAAUAUAAGACUCAACACUGUAACUACAGAGCAGUUCUUCUGUCCUAAAUACCAAACUACCACCAUGGCCAGGAUCGGCGCUGGGUUUGAUGACAACUCCUUGAGCAGUGAAGACAGUUACGACCACGUCUUCACCGCCACAGACUCCGCCACAGUCAAAGGUUUGUACUUCCAGCGAGUUCAGCUGCUCUGCGGGCCAGCGGCGUCGUGCCGGUACCUCGACCCCUCCCAGCAGGCCCUCGUCAACGUGGGGGGCAUUCGGUACGCCUUCCCUUGGAGCACCCUGGAGGAUUUCCCCCAGAGCCGCCUGAGUCGCCUGCGCUUCUGCACCACCCUGAGGGAGAUAGCAGAGUUCUGUGACGACUACGACGAGAUGCGACACGAGUUCUUCUUUGACCGUGACCCUUUAGCCUUUCGGGCCGUCGUCAACUUCCUGGCAAAAGGGAAGUUGCGUUUACUGGAGGAGGUCUGCAACGUGGCGCUGCACGGCGAGCUGCUGUACUGGGGCAUCGAUGUAGGACAGAUGGAACCCUGCUGCCGCCACCGGGUCAUCUGCUCUGUGGAGGAGGUGGCCGAGCACCAGCGCAGGGAGGACAAGUGGCGGCGGAGAAGGAGGGCGCUGAGGGUUCCGGUGGCAGAGGGAAGCCUGUUCCACAUGCUGGGAGAAGCGGUGGAGAACCCUCAAUCAGGGUUAGCAGGGAAAGUGUUUGCCCUCCUGUCUGUCAUCAUGGUGGUGGUCACCGUGUUCAGCCUGUGCAUCAGCUCGCUGUCAGACCAACAACAGGAAGAAGCCACGGGUAAAUGCUCCCAAAAGUGCCGCGACUUGUUUGUGGUGGAGUCCGUUUGUGUCGCCUGGUUCUCCUUAGAGUUUCUAGUGCGUUUUUUCCACGCGCACAGCAAGCUGGAGUUUGCUCGUGGCACUCUGAACAUAAUCGACGCCGCUGCCAUCUUGCCCUACUAUGUCUCGCUGUUUGUGGAGCUCAGGGACGAGUCUGUUCAGGACGUCGUGGCCAGUGCAGGGAAGAACACCCUGGACAAACUGGGUUUGGUCCUGCGUGUGAUGAGGGCCUUGCGCAUCCUGUAUGUGAUGAGGCUGGCCCGCCACUCUCUGGGCCUGCAGACCUUGGGGCUGACCAUCCAGCGGAGUAUGACGGACUUCGGCCUGCUGCUUCUCUUCGUGUGCGUCGCCGUGACGCUCUUCUCCCCUCUGGUACACCUGGCUGAGAGCGAGCUGGCUCCCAACGCCGCCAGCUCCCCCCAUCUCAGCUUCAGCAGCAUCCCGGCGUCGUACUGGUGGUCCAUCAUCUCGGUGACCACGGUGGGCUAUGGCGACAUGGUGCCCCGCAGCGUCCCCGGCCAACUGGCGGCGCUGAUCAGCAUCUUAUCGGGGAUCCUCAUCUUGUCUUUCCCUUCCACGUCUAUCUUCCACACGUUCUCCCGCACCUACAUGGAGCUCAAGGUGGAAAACGAGAGGCUGUGGAAGGAGGAGAGGGGCGCUGAGCUUGCCACAGAGGCCGAGGAGAGCAUGAAAGAGAGAGAAACUUGGCCUGAUAACUGGCCAGAAAAAGAUUUUUUACCUGGUCUAGAUGAUCCGUAUUACCUUUUCAUGAAAGACAUAUCAGUGCUGGCUCGGAGCAAAUCUCCAGUGACUUGUUGAGUCCACAGAAAUAUACUUUGGCCAAAAGUCCGUGCCAGACAUCUGAGGCCAACCUCGCUAACACUCUUUUGGCUGAACAGGAGCUAAAUCCUGCAGCUAUACGCUCUGAAUUACUGUAGACAGGCCUCCCAGAAGAGUGGAGGCUGUUAUAGCAGUAUAAAAGGUUAUUGGUGAUUUAGCUUCUCAAAUGAAAUCUUGUAAAGUGGGUGUUAAAGGGGACAUAUCCUGCUCAUUUUCAGGUUCAUAUUUGC